GGUACAGCGUCACAAAUGCUUCAGAUUACUUAGGUAAAUUUUCAGUUUAUUUUUGUUAUUUCUCUCUGAAAGCUCGGCCCAGGGACGCUUUUAAUCACGCCUGGAGACAUGAGAGGAAGGAAAGCCUGACUGAAGCCGAUUUUGUCUCAGCUGACGCAGUUUUACUGUAACAUCCCACCUGCAGCCCCACCGGUAGCAUCAUGGUGGACAUCAGUGUAAAAAGAGCAGCUGCUUGGGUGUGUCAGACUCAUGACCUGGCAGAUAUCCUUCUUCCUGUUCAUCUCAGCACAAAAGACAGCGAAGACGAAGAUCUUAGUCUGACAGAGAAAGAAGAGACUGACAGGGUUGUUUCUGCGCAGUUGGAGCAGGUGGAGGAAGGAUCGCCCUGCAUCCUCACUCUCAGCUGCAGGUCCAGCUCUGAUACCAUCAGCCGCCUGAUGGUCGUCAGCGAGGCUCGAACCAUGGAGGUGUACAACCAGAUGGAAGAAUACUGCGGGACAGUGCGAGGCAUAAAGGAUAAAACAAUCCAGCUUGGUGAAGACAGAGGUCCUGUUUACAGGAAGCAGCUGAUCCUUGAGCAUCCAUCAUCAGCUUGUGAAGUGAAGUUGCUGUCCCUAGCAGGCAGAAGUAGUGUUGUGGUGUGUCGUGUUGUUGUGGGCCUUCAGGAGCUUCAGCCUGCCCCGGCUCAUGGCCCUGGUAUAGACCUGCAGCAGGUGCAGUGUCUGGUUGAAGAAAUGGGAACAAGUUUGUCUCCUGGAGCCCAAAACCUCCUGGAUAUGGUGCAGUUCCAGCAGAAGAAUCAGAUGAGCUCUCUGAGUGGGUUCCUGCCUCUUCUGAUGGGUGGUGGAGCUUUGUCUGCCUUAGCUGGAGGAACCGGAGCAUCUACGUCAGCUCUCAGGAAUUCUCCUCAGCCAUCAGGCUUCCUGUCCCCAGACUGCAUCAGGCCUGCAGACUUACCUGCAGCUCAGAACGGAGGGAUGUCUGAGGGCUCUACAUCUCCAGACCUCUCCCUGUCCGACCUCAGCACCAACAAUACAUCGAGCAGUGAGAGUGGAGUUCAGAUGAGCCACGCCCUGUUGGAGGAGAUGAUGUCACAAUUCAUGAAAGGGCGGGGCCAACAACAAGUGUUGAGCCCUGACCUUCUGCCCAUGCUCCAGAGUGUCUGCGGUCAGGUGACGCAGCUGCGGCUCGAUGAUGCUGAGAUGGCAGCGGAGAAGAAAAUGAGGAAUGGUGGCUGUGAGUUGGACUCAGCCAUGGAGCGCCAUCUGGAGGAGAUGGAGAGGAGGCUCAAGGAGCACAUGGACCGUCGGCUGGAUGCUCUGGAGCAGAAACUGGAGAAGGCCCUGCUGAGUGCUUUACCGAUGGUCUCCUUCAACACCGAAGCUGUGAGCAGAUCUGCAGCAGGAUCAGCAGCUAUCGGACCUUCAGAACCAAUCAGCUUAAUGCCGUCCACACACUGAUCUCAAAGCAGCUAACAGACUGAGUGUGAAACCUGGAGGCCUUACUGCUCAUCCUGAACCAAAUCUCAGCGUCAGAGUGGACACGGAGGUUAAUAAAAUCAUGUUAACUUAAAAGAUUUUAACAAACUUAAUCUGAAGUGUCAACAUAGCUGUUGAAAGGUCAAAGUCCUGUUCUGUUGUUCAGCCUGAAGCCUCUGUAAUGGCUUGUGUUCAACUGUCAAAGGGAAUUUAAUACAGUUGUGAUAAAAGGGACAGGAGGACCAUGAAUGCACCAUGGGCUUUUCUGCAGCAAGCUCAAGUUGAGGUUUCUUGUCCGAUUACUCAGGUUUUAGUACAGUUUGGGUUAAGUUACAACACCAGCAACAUACACGGGUUUCUAGUCUAAAUACCCACACUCCCGUAAUUCUGUUCAGAGCUUCACAGCUGAUUUUUGAACUGUAACUUACUCAAUCACAUCUGGCACCAUUCAAAUACAUAAGGUCAUGCUGAGAGAAGAAAACUCAUAAACUCUAACCCUCUGUGAGGGGUUGUGCCAUGAUCUGCCUGUAUGGCAAGCCAAAUGAGCAUUUAUUCU
Messenger RNA from Nothobranchius furzeri (turquoise killifish), 2034 nucleotides. RefSeq names its product chromosome 16 C10orf88 homolog (gene c16h10orf88). The record is from RefSeq and is a predicted model, not a curated record. Lineage: Eukaryota; Metazoa; Chordata; Actinopteri; Cyprinodontiformes; Nothobranchiidae.